Molecule: messenger RNA, 1014 nt
Organism: Acanthocheilonema viteae
Lineage: Eukaryota; Metazoa; Nematoda; Chromadorea; Rhabditida; Onchocercidae
Source: the annotation of a GenBank genome assembly
AUGAAUUGCAAACCACGAAUUCAACGUGAUUUAUUAUUAGCAAUUGGUGGAUGGGAAAAGAAUGGACCAACAAAUAUCGUUGAAAUAUUGGAUAUUAACGAUAAUAAAUGGAAACGUGUAAAAACAUUUGAGGAUGAUCGUCGAGUAGCAUACCAUGAAAGCAUUGUUAUUGAUAAUAAAUUGUACAUUAUUGGUGGUUUCGAAGGAACACAAUAUUUCAAUACAGUACGUUGUUACGAUAGUGAAACAAAGGAAUGGUGUGAAUUAGCUCCAAUGCAUUAUGCACGGUGCUACAUAUCAGCGUGUGAAAUUAACGGUACAAUUAUUGUUGCCGGAGGUUCAGAUGGUAGAUUGAGACUUCGAACUGCCGAAAUAUAUGAUGCGAGCAAAAAUCAAUGGACAAAAAUUCGAAGUAUGAUACAACGACGGUCAGAUGCAGCAGCAUGUGCUAUGGGUGGUAAAAUGUAUGUUGCUGGUGGAUAUACCGGUGAAAUAGUAUUACAAACGGUUGAAAUGUACAUACCGGAAAUGGAUAUCUGGACAGAAAUUGCACAUAUGACCUCACCAAGAUCCGGCUUGGCAUGUGCGGCAAAUACAGAUUUCAUGCUAAUUGCUGGUGGAUUCGAUGGUUCAAAUCGUUUAAGCAGCGCUGAAAUCCUUCGAAUUGGAAGUGCGCAUACUGUAAACGUUGAACCAAUGCCAAUAGCACGGUCAAAUUUUGCAAUGUGCAGAAUGGGACAAUAUUUCUAUGCAAUUGGCGGUUACAAUACAAUGGUAACUAAAACGGUGGUACGUUUUGAUGGUAAAAAAUGGGAACAAAUUUGUGAUAUAACACUUGCGCGUAGCGCUUUACGUGUGGUACUUCUGAAAGCGUGGCCUGACCCGAUUCAAUUACUUCAUGAUGCAAGUGAAGAUUCAAAAGAUGAGAAUAAUUCUUUAUGUAAUUUGGAAUUUUUAACAUCUCAAGAAACUAAUAGUUUUGAAAUAACUGCCGCAAGUGACAAUUUAGAUUGA